AGUAAUACUUGUCAUAAUUCUUUUGCAGAGUAUGAAAUUACUGUUGCAUAUUUUCUUAAGGUCCGGAGCAGAACCGAGUCUUAACGGGAAUUCUUUACUAGUCACCUAUGAAGCUCCUGAUCCUGAAGUUGCGCUUUUGCAAUGAAGAAAAGGAGACGGCUCGCUGCAACUCUAAAUGAAAAGGUUCGUCUUGGCCAUGAGAAAGAUACUUCAGAACAGAUUCUUGUAGUGGACUGUGCACAAGAAAUUGUCUCCAAGUCUGCAGAAGUAGCUCCUGCAGAUCAGCUCGAAUCUUCCCAAGAACUUCCACCGUCACCUGAACAAAGAAAGCUCCUAAGCUCAUUGCAGUAUAACAAAAAUCUACUUAAAUACUUAAAUGAUGAUAGACAGAAACAUCCAUCAUUUUGUGAUUUACUCAUAAUUGUAGAAGGAAAAGAAUUUAGUGCUCAUAAGGUUGUUGUGGCUGUUGGGAGUAGUUAUUUUCAUGCCUGUUUGAGCAAAAAUCCAAGCACCGAUGUUGUCACAUUAGAUCAUGUAACUCAUUCUGUCUUCCAACAUUUGCUUGAGUUUCUUUACACUUCUGAGUUUUUUGUUUAUAAAAAUGAAAUUCCAUUAGUGCUGGAAGCAGCAAAGUUUUUAGAUAUCAUAGAUGCAGUGAAGUUACUAAAUAAUGAAAGUGUUUCCAAUGUACAGACUGAUGUGGUAACUGAUACACCUACACCAGUAGAAACACUCAGUGAACUGACAGGUAAACUUUUAAAUAGUCAUCAGUGCACUUUCUGUGGUCGAAGUUUCUGCUACAAGAAGUCCUUAGAAAAUCAUUUGGCUAAAGCCCACCGACCCCUUUCCCUGGAACGAAAGCAUGGGUUAAAAAUGGUUGAGAAGGCCAGCUUUUCCACUAGACGCUCCACGAGAAGCCGUAAAUGUCCAGCUAAAUUUGAUAUUAGUGACAAUGAAAGCAGUGAUGCCUCUGACAGCAAUUUGGAAAAAGUCAGUUCUGACAAGGAGACAUCUGAGAAAAGUGAAUUUGAAGACAGUGAAAGUGAGUGCAAUGCGGAUGAAGAUGGUCAGGAAGAGGAAAUGUCAGGUGAAGAUUCAGAAUCUGAAGAACAAAGCGAAAAGGAUCAGAAUGAUGCUGAAGAGGGUUCUGAGGCAGUUGACUCAAUGGGGAAUAUUCCUGAAGGCUUAGCUCCAGUCAUCAUUCAGAGCAGUAGCAAAAAACUACUGCAGUGUCCCAAGUGUGACAAAAAGUUUGAUCGAAUAGGCAAAUAUGAGAGCCACACACGCGUCCACACGGGUGAGAAGCCUUUUGAAUGUGAUAUUUGUCACCAGCGCUACUCAACCAAGUCCAACCUGACAGUGCACAGAAAGAAACACUCCAGUGACACUGACUUCCAUAAGAAGGAACACAAAUGUCCCUACUGCAAUAAGCUGCAUGCAAGCAAAAAGACCUUAGCGAAGCACGUGAAGAGGUUUCAUCCAGAGAAUGUACAAGAAUUUCUUUCUAUCAAGAAGACAAAGAGUGAAGGUUGGAAAUGUGAUAUUUGUAAAAAAUCUUUCACUCGAAGACCUCACUUAGAAGAGCAUAUGAUCCUUCACUCUCAGGAUAAACCCUUCAAAUGUACCUACUGUGAGGAGCAUUUUAAAUCCCGGUUUGCAAGACUGAAACAUCAAGAAAAAUUCCAUCUCGGGCCUUUUCCUUGCGAUAUUUGUGGCCGCCAGUUUAAUGACACAGGGAAUCUGAAACGCCACAUAGAAUGUACUCAUGGGGGAAAGAGAAAAUGGACGUGUUUCAUCUGUGGGAAAUCCGUCAGGGAACGAACAACUUUGAAAGAACAUCUGAGAAUUCACAGUGGAGAGAAACCUCAUCUUUGCAGUAUUUGUGGGCAGAGUUUUCGUCAUGGAAGCUCUUACAGACUUCAUCUAAGAGUGCAUCAUGAUGACAAGAGAUAUGAAUGUGAAGAAUGUGGGAAAACGUUUAUUCGGCAUGACCAUCUGACAAAACACAAAAAAAUACAUUCAGGUGAAAAAGCACAUCAGUGUGAGGAAUGUGGAAAAUGUUUUGGCCGUCGAGAUCACCUUACUGUUCAUUAUAAAAGUGUUCAUCUAGGAGAAAAAGUUUGGCAGAAAUAUAAAGCAACUUUUCACCAGUGUGAAGUCUGUAAGAAAGUUUUUAAAGGGAAAUCAAGUUUGGAAAUGCAUUUUAGGACACAUUCAGGUGAGAAGCCCUACAAAUGUCAGAUCUGUAACCAGUCUUUCAGAAUUAAGAAGACAUUAACCAAACACAUGGUUAUUCACUCAGAUGCUCGACCUUUUAACUGCCAACACUGCAAUGCAACAUUUAAACGAAAAGACAAGCUGAAGUAUCAUAUUGAUCACGUUCAUGGAUCUAAGGCUGCAGAAGAGGCAUUGGCAUCUUCUCCAGAAGAAAAGCUAGUCUCCUUACCAUUGCAGUACACCUCUGAUGACAAAGUUUACCAAACUGAGGCUAAACAGUAUGUCGAACAAUCCAAAGCAUACGAAUCAGAAGCCAAAACUUUGCUGCAGAAUGUAUCUCCAGAAGUGUGUGUGCCUGUGACUCUGGUCCCUGUUCCCAUGCCAGACCCCCAGGCAGAGCUGGUGCAGCACGGCUCUCAGUCCCAUGGCAUCCUUCCCCCGCAGCCAGAGCAGCCAGAUUAUCAGCGAGCAACAGAGCUCUCCUUCCUCGAGAAAUACACCUUGACUCCACAGCCUGCAAAUAUUGUUCAUCCUGUAAGGCCUGAGCAAAUGCUGGAUCCUAGAGACCAGUCAUAUCUUGGAACUUUAUUGGGGCUAGAUACAACUCCAACUGUACAGAAUAUUUCAAACAAUGAACAUUCAUGAUCAGACCAUAACAUUCCACCAAAUUUACUAAGCCAUCGGCCACCAAAAGGCUGAUAUGGCACCUAAGAUUUAUAUUUUAUAUUUUAUUUGGACUCAUUAAGUCUUCUGCAUAAUUUUGGGAAAAAAGUUUGUUUACAUGAUAUUUGAACAUUUAGGCACAUUUUGAUGCAUAUGAAAGAGUGUUUCUUUAAGAGUUUUUAAAAAUCUUAUAGAUGGUCUUUUAAAAAUAAUGCUCUGAAAUAUCUUUUAAGGAUAGUGGCUGAAAAUGUAAUUACAUAUCUGGCUAUUAAUUUAAAAAAUUGAUUGCCUUUCUGCAUCUGACUUUGAGCUAAUGUUUUAAGUGGAAUAGAAA
Cyanistes caeruleus (blue tit) is the source of this 3214-nucleotide messenger RNA. The record is from RefSeq and is a predicted model, not a curated record. Lineage: Eukaryota; Metazoa; Chordata; Aves; Passeriformes; Paridae.